ACUGGGUUUGAGUCGCAGGGCAGCGCUCGUCAAUCAAUCGUAUUCUUGAAUUGGCUCGCUUCUGACACGUUCCCCAUGCUGGCCAUUCUCCACUCGAAAACCGCGCUCUUCUCCCUACGUGCCAUCACGAUGGUUGUCGCCGCCUUUGUCGCAACAUACGUCUGGGUGAAUCAGCACCGUCCAUGCGACCCAGCAGCCGAAGCUCGAUACGAUCUUGACCAUGAAGACGUGCCGUUGAUGACGUCAGCCCUUGUUAUCACCAUUUUCAUCCCUGUGUGGAUGGGUUUGCACCGCUUCCGGUUCAACUGCGUCGUCAAAUUCAAUUAUGCGUGCGAACUGUUGAGUUUCGUACUCGUGUUCGUCCCGACCGUGUAUUGGGGCAGUUCCCGCACCGCGAGUCUCGCGUGCGACGGCCGCAGACGACGCAAGUCCGUCUGUCUUCAGAACACAUGUACCAUCGUCCGCGCAAGUAUGAUCGCAUCGUGUGUCCUAAUGGGAAUGUUGGCGCUGUCCAGUAUUGUCGUACUACAUCAGUGGCGGGCAUCUGCCAUUGUGUCGCUCAACAAAUCGUUGGCGGCGCCCGACGGCGAAGCGACAAUCAUCGACGUCGAAACCCCACGCGGCACGGACCACACAGAGAUUCAAACCCCCAUGACCGUGGAUGGAAGGACCUUGUCGAUUCAGUCGUCGUUGUGAACAUACAGGUCGUUGUGCCGCCAGGCAGUCGAAUUCGUCAAAUACACCUGUCGUCCACGUCAUCCUUCGUUGUAGCAGGCCAACACCGAGGUUUGCCUCGGCAAAGCGAGC
Messenger RNA from Aphanomyces invadans, 807 nucleotides. RefSeq lists its product as hypothetical. The record is from RefSeq and is a predicted model, not a curated record. The transcript has a single exon. The coding region runs from base 76 to 696 and encodes 206 amino acids. Lineage: Eukaryota; Oomycota; Saprolegniomycetes; Saprolegniales; Verrucalvaceae.